AUGUUCUCCUCUAUAAAGCACAAGCUCAGUCGCAAGGGCACCAACCCCAUCUCACGAAGCGCCAGCAUGAAGCCAGAAGCGAAUUCACAUCCUCAGGUCAACGCAUCACCGACGACUAGGCGGCCGGCGCCAGGCGCGAACAACCCAUUCCAAAGCCCUGGCGAUGCGCCGCCAGCAUAUUCUCCUGCGCCAAAUGCGGCGCCCAUACCGCAAGUGACGGUGUCGCAGCCCAGUCAAACCGCCGACGACCAUUACGCAUUCCUGACGAGUUUCGACACCAUCUUCCUCAUCGACGACAGCGGAUCGAUGGCUGGUGGUCUUUGGCGCGAGACUGGCCAGGCGCUCGAAGCUAUUACUCCGAUUUGCACGGAGCAUGAUGCUGAUGGGAUUGAUAUUUACUUCCUCAAUCACGGCGACUCGCCGUUCCACCACAACGUCACGACCUCCGGCACCGUCCGCGAGAUAUUUCAAGUGGUUCGCCCCGGUGGAGGAACACCCACCGGCCAACGCCUCAACGCCAUCCUCCGCCCAUACUUGCAAAAGUACGCCAAAGCCCCGGAAACCACCAAACCCAUCAACAUCAUCUGCAUCACCGACGGCGAACCCAGCGACGACGUCGAAAGCCCCCUCAUCCAAGCCGCCAAGAAACUCGACAAGCUCGAUGCGCCCGCCUGGCAAAUCGGCGUGCAAUUCUUCCAAGUCGGUCGCGAUGAGAAGGCGAAAGCUCAUUUGAAGCAGCUGGACGAUGAGCUGGCGGAAAUUGCGGGCGAUGACGAUCUGAGGGACAUUGUGGACACCGUGCCUUUCACAGGCGAGGAGGGAACACAAUUGACUGGUGACGGUAUCCUCAAGGUCGUGCUCGGCGCGGUGAAUCGGAGGUUGGACCGGAAGAAGAGUAAAGAUCUUCAUCGGUAG
This is a messenger RNA of Zasmidium cellare ATCC 36951, 915 nucleotides long. RefSeq lists its product as uncharacterized. The record is from RefSeq and is a predicted model, not a curated record. NCBI's taxonomy places the organism in Eukaryota, Fungi, Ascomycota, Dothideomycetes, Mycosphaerellales, Mycosphaerellaceae. Bases 1 to 915 code for a protein of 304 amino acids. The transcript has a single exon.